Molecule: messenger RNA, 2075 nt
Organism: Homarus americanus (American lobster)
Lineage: Eukaryota; Metazoa; Arthropoda; Malacostraca; Decapoda; Nephropidae
Exons: 4
Coding region: 1431-2060 (209 amino acids)
Biological process (GO): telomere maintenance via telomere lengthening; regulation of DNA-templated transcription
Cellular component (GO): shelterin complex
Molecular function (GO): telomeric repeat DNA binding
Source: RefSeq, a predicted model, not a curated record
GACCGAGGACUGGUGGCGACGGAGUUUGUUGUUAACGGCCGACGGUCGACACGUUGAGCUGAUCAACAGAACAACAACGUCUACAGUGGUCUAGUACUGUGCCUUAACGUGAUCACCUGCAGCAUAACAACAAUGUCUACAGUGGUCUAGUAUUGUGCCUUAACGUGAUCACCAGCAGCAUAACAUAACAACAAUGUCUACAGUGGUCUAGUACUGUGGUCUUAACGUGAUCAACAGCAGCAUAACAACAAUGUCUACAGUGACCUACAGUGGUCUAGUAUUGUGCCUUAACGUGAUCACCAGCAGCAUAACAACAAUGUCUACAGUGGUCUAGUACUGUGGUCUUAACGUGAUCACCAGCAGCAUAACAACAAUGUCUACAGUGGUCUAAUACUGUGGUCUUAACGUGAUCAACAGCAGCAUAACAACAAUGUCUACAGUGGUCUAGUACUGCGGUCUUAACGUGAUCACCAGCAGCAUAACAACAAUGUCUACAGUGGUCUAGUACUGUGGUCUUAACGUGAUCAACAGCAACAUAACAACAAUGUCUACAGUGACCUACAGUGGUCUAGUAUUGUGCCUUAACGUGAUCACCAGCAGCAUAACAACAAUGUCUACAGUGGUCUAGUACUGUGGUCUUAACGUGAUCACCAGCAGCAUAACAUAAUAACAAUGUCUACAGUGGUCUAGCCGAUCUUUUGGUGAAGAAUAUAAAUGAAAAGAGACGUGACCGAUCGCCCAAGCGGCUAACAAGCCGAUCAGUGGCGAAGAGGAUAAAAGUAAAAGUAAAAAGUACUGUGGCCUUAACGUGAUCACCAGCAGCAUAACAACAAUGUCUACAGUGGUCUAGUACUGUGGUCUUAACGUGAUCACCAGCAGCAUAACAUAACAACAAUGUCUACAGUGGUCUAGCCGAUCUUUUGGUGAAGAAUAUAAAUGAAAAGAGACGUGACCGAUCGCCCAAGCGGCUAACAAGCCGAUCAGUGGCGAAGAGGAUAAAAGUAAAAGUAAAAAGUACUGUGGCCUUAACGUGAUCACCAGCAGCAUAACAACAAUGUCUACAGUGGUCUAGUACUGUGGUCUUAACGUGAUCACCAGCAGCAUAACAUAACAACAAUGUCUACAGUGGUCUAGCCGAUCUUUUGGUGAAGAAUAUAAAUGAAAAGAGACGUGACCGAUCGCCCAAGCGGCUAACAAGCCGAUCAGUGGCGAAGAGGAUAAAAGUAAAAGUAAAAAGUACUGUGGCCUUAACGUGGUCACCAGCAGCAUAACAACAAUGUCUACAGUGGUCUAGUACUGUGGUCUUAACGUGAUCACCAGCAGAACAACUUAACAACAGUGUCUACAGUGGUCUAGUACUGUGGCCUUAACGUGAUCAACAGCAGAACAACUUUAAUGGUUUGUGGGCCUCUGUGAUCACCCUAUUCAAGAUGUCUGACAGUAUUAAAGAGUUAUUUGUGAGCAUUUAUGGCGGGCCAAUAUAUUUCACAAUGAAAGCUUGCGCUGAGAAAAAAGAACUUCAACAGCUCAUUAGUUGUUGGGGUGGUGAAAUGACUGAAACUACGGGACCACACACAAUACACUUGGUGUCCAAAGGAGAAGAGGCUCCCAAAACUGGGGACUCCUUUCAUGUCCAGUAUAUAUAUGAUUGUAUUGACAAGGAGCGACUCUUAUUAAUUGAUAAAUACAGAGUGAACAAAAAUUCCUGCUAUGUUGGAAAUAUGACAGCAAUGUGGGUGAUGCUUGGAAAAUCCUCAUGGCCAGAUUGUCAGCUCAAAAGGAAUGAUGGUAUGGUGAAUGAAGUCACUUCAUCCCAGGAAAUUUAUGAAACAAGAGCACCUGAUCCUUCAGUAAGGAAUGACCCGGGCCCUUCAGUAGGGAACGACCCGGAACCUUCAGUCAGGAACGACCCGGGGCCUUCUGUAGGGAACGACCUGGGCCCUUCAGUAGGGAACGACCCGGGCCCUUCAGUAGGGAACGACCCGGGCCCUUCUUCAAGGAACAACUCUUCAACGAGGAAAAAGAAGUAUGUUGCCUUAAAUUUGCUUUUUGAUAAAUAAAUGUAUACAAAAGGA